UUUCAAAAAGAAAACAAAACUUUAUUUCUUUUAUUUCAAAAGAAAAAAAAAAAAAAAAAAAAAAAAACUUUAUUUCUUUUGACAAAUUAAGUCAUGCUUUUUAGAAGGAACGAUACGUACUAAUCCAAACCGCUGCUUCUUCUGCAUUCCUUCGGCGGAACACCGAUUUUCCGGCCACCUACUUCAUCGGAGUUUUCCUCCACAUCAUUUUCCAAGCGACUCUUCUAUUUCCAAGUUACAAAAUCAGUGGGAUUAAAGAUAAAAUUUAAUAUUAGGAAAUGGUUUUUCUCGUGACGAAGCUCCAAUAAACCACGGAGAAGUAAGUACCCACUCGAAACCUCUUCGGCUACCCUACUACUCCAUGGCAGAGCUUAUGGAUAUGGCAGAACUCGGCACUGACCCAGAUAACCAACCAAAUAUUAAUUUCAACAAUAUCAAUAUGAAUGGGCAGAGUGAGAGGCGGAACACGACGGACGGCGUCGACCAUGGCAGUGGAGAUAAGCAACCCAAUAAUGGUAAUACAAAUGGGGAAUUGAUAUCUGUUCCUAGGGGCGGACCUCUUUACAUUCCCAAUUUGGUGAGUCCACUCACCAGUGUUCGUCACUUUCAGUCUUGUCUUCUCCUUGAACUUCAGAAUUUAGAGGCCGAGCUCAGUUUGGAUGCAACAUCAGUUGAAGAAGAUAUUUCAGUUGAUGAACUUAAAAUUUUCACUGAUGAAGAGUUAGUGGAUAUGGCAAUGAAGGAAGCAUUUAAGGAAGGUGAAGAUGUGGAAAAGCCUUCAACAGUAGUAGCCAGGGUCUCCAACAAAGAAACAGAAGAUGAUCAGGAAAUUUUUAAAGGAAAAAAUGGAUGCUUUGAAAAUUCUGUAAACAAUACAGCAAAUACCGCGGAGAAUGAGAUGAUGGACGAAAGGAGCUUAAGGAAAAGCAAAAGGAUAAUGGCAAACAAUCACGCAGACGAGGCACAGUUCUGUACAAAUGAUAAAAAUGGGUGUUCAGAAGUUUCUGUGAUUGAUACCACUGAAGAUGAUUGCAAUGGGGUAAUGGGUGGAAGGAGCUUAAGGAAAAGAGAAGGAAGGACAACACAAGAUCAUGUGGAUAAGGUACAGUUACAACAAGAAGAUGAUCACCCGCGGCCCAACAGUGAGAUAAUAAGCAAAAGGAAGAUAACAAAAAGAAAAAGAAGCAUGGCAAAGAAUCGCGCUGAUAAGGAAGUGUACAUUGCUAAGGUACAAGAACUUGCAAAAAUAAAACAGAAGCAGGAUGAAGAUAAAGCAUCAGUGAGGCUGCACUCAUUCAAUCACAAUUGCAGACCAAUUGAGUCUACCACUCCUUCCUUUGAGAAAUCUGAAAGGCUGAAGCCCCUCAGGUCUGCAGCUGCAGGAACUAAGGUGAGGUCAUCGGGUUAUCAUGAAUAUAUUCAUUUGGGGCAUCCAGAAAUUGUUCUUUCCAUUGAGGUAUACCAUAACAAAAAAAGAUGGAUAAAGACCCAGGAAUUCUUGGUCGUAGGACAGCAAGCUUUGACUGAACUGAGAGAUAAAAUUUACUGCGUAACAGACCAUGUUAUGCAAAAGGCGGGGCAGUAUGAUCCUUCAGGAUAUUUUCUCAUAGAGGAUGUUUUUUGCAAUGAUUUGAGGGAUCCAUUUGCUAUAGAUUAUAGCGAACCUGUAUUUGAUUGGCUAAGAAACAAUGAGGAAGAAGUUAACAAAAAAUGGGAUUGCAUCAUUACUGGAGAGUUGCAACAAAAGCAGAAGGCAGUUAUUGGCAAUGUUACUGUCUCGCAACUCCCCCAUUUCAAAGCAGUGGACAUGCAAAAUACACGUUUUUGUGAUUUAAAAUUUCGGAUUGGCAACGGAUAUCUGUACUGCCAUCAGGGAGACUGCAAGCAUACAAUAGUCAUACGAGACAUGAGGCUUCUUCAUCAGGAGGACGUGCAAAACCAGGCAGCUUAUCCAAUUGUCAUAUUUCAACUCAAACCUCGUGUGCAAAAAUGCUUUGUUUGUAAUAUUUAUAGAGCUACAAAGGUGACUGCAGAUGACAAAUGGGCUCAAGGGAAUCCUUGCUAUUUUUGUGAGAAUUGUUAUUACCUUCUGCACUACAAGGAUGGUUCUCUGAUGUAUAGUGACUUCUCAGUAUAUGAUUAUCUGCAUGACUAAUUACUUUGUCAAAUAGAAUCACAAUGUAGGAGAACAUUUUGGGAACUGGCAUCAUUAAGACAAUUUUUAAGUUAAUGUUGUUGCAAAGAAUAUGAAAGGCAUAAAAUAUUGCUUGGUCAA
This is a messenger RNA of Cannabis sativa, 2275 nucleotides long. RefSeq names its product snRNA-activating protein complex subunit. Gene Ontology annotation, molecular function: core promoter sequence-specific DNA binding; bent DNA binding; RNA polymerase II cis-regulatory region sequence-specific DNA binding. Lineage: Eukaryota; Viridiplantae; Streptophyta; Magnoliopsida; Rosales; Cannabaceae. Gene Ontology annotation, biological process: snRNA transcription by RNA polymerase II; snRNA transcription by RNA polymerase III. Gene Ontology annotation, cellular component: snRNA-activating protein complex. The record is from RefSeq and is a predicted model, not a curated record. The transcript has 11 exons. The coding region runs from base 362 to 2155 and encodes 597 amino acids.